AUGCAGACAAAGCCUGGAGGAGGAACAAAGAGGGACGGAGGGAACGGGGCCCAGACAAAGGGAAACAGCAGGAGGGGCCUGGGAGUGAAGGCUCUGACCAUCCUCAUCCUCUUCAUCCUCAUCCUCUUCAUCCUCUUCAACUUCACCCCCAUCCUUAGCAUCUUCAUCCCCAUCUUCAUCUUCACCCCAUCCCCAUCAUCAUCUUCGUCCCCAUCAUCUCCACCCUCAUCUUCAUCCUCAUUGUCUUCAUCCCCACCCUCAUCAUCUUCACCCUCUCCCCAUCCUCAUCAUCUUCAUCCCAUCCCCGUCAUCUUCAUCCCCAUCCUCUUCAUCCCCAUCAUCUUCAUCCUCAUUAUGUUCUUCCUCAUCUUCAUCCCCAUCCUCAGCCCCCUCCUCAUCCCUGUCAUCUUCACCAUCCUCUUCCUCACCCUCAUCCCCAUCAUCUUCAUCCCAUCCCCGUCAUCUUCAUCCCCAUCCUUCUCAUCCCUAUCUGCAUCUUCGUCCCCCUCAUCUUCACCCCCCUCAUUAGCAUCCUUACCCCCAUCCUCAUCAUCUUCAUCCCCAUCCUUCUCAUCCCUAUCUGCAUCUUCGUCCCCCUCAUCUUCACCCUCUUCCUCAUCCUCUUCAUCCUCAUCUUCAUCCCCCUCAUUAGCAUCCUUAGCCCCAUCCUCAUCCCUGUCAUCUUCACCAUCCUCUUCCUCACCCUCAUCCCCAUCAUCAUCACCCUCACCCCCAUCUUCAUCAUCUUCAUCCCCAUCCUCUUCAUUCCCAUCUUAA
This is a messenger RNA of Chaetura pelagica (chimney swift), 777 nucleotides long. Its product is annotated as putative protein TPRXL. The record is from RefSeq and is a predicted model, not a curated record. The transcript has a single exon. The coding region runs from base 1 to 777 and encodes 258 amino acids. Lineage: Eukaryota; Metazoa; Chordata; Aves; Apodiformes; Apodidae.